AUGCCUCAGAUGACCGGCGGACAGGCACUGGCAAAGCAGCUAUAUCGAGAGGGUGUGCGGGUGAUAUUCGGGCUUCCGGGAGUCCAGCUCUAUCACGCUCUUGACGCUCUUGCACAAGAGACGGGUAUCAAGUUCAUCACCACGCGGCACGAGCAGGCAACUGCGUACAUGGCGGACGGUUACUCGCGUUCGGGGGACGACAUAGGCACUGCGCUUGUGGUGCCGGGUCCGGGCCUGCAGAACGCAUCUGCGGCAAUCGGCACGGCAUACGCAGCAUCCUCGCCUAUCAUGGUGGUGGCUGGGCAGUCAACGAUCAGCUCUGACACGAUUCGCCCUGUGACCAAGUGGGCGCAGCGCAUUCUCGACCCGCGCGAUGUGCCCGAAGCGGUGCAUGAGGCGUUUUACCAGCUCAAGUCGGGCAGGCCUCGCCCGGUGGAGAUUGAGAUACCGCCGGAGACGCUCGCCGAUGUAGCAGAAAUCGAGCUGCUCGAACCCGUCAACUACCAGCGCCAAGCCGCAAGCGCGGACAGCAUCCAAGAGGGCGCGCGCAUUGUAGCCAACGCCAAGAAUCCGCUGAUAUACGCGGGCGGCGGUGUUAAUUUGUCCGGCGCGAACGAUGCCUUGCUCGCACUCGCCGAAUACCUGCAAGCGCCCGUAAUCGAGACGGCGGAGGGCAAGGGCGCGAUCUCCGACAGGCACUAUUUGUCGUUAGGCGUGCCGCGUCGCAUCGAUCCAUAUCAUGAUCGUAUGGCGGAUCAUGAUGUCAUUCUCGCCGUAGGCACUCGAAUCCAGACUCCACAGAUACUGCAGGGUCAGAGGGUUGUGCAGAUAGACAUAGACGAAGCCGAGCUUGGGCGGAACUACGAGAAUACCUUCGGCAUUGCGGGCGACGCCAAGAUGACUCUUGAAGAGUUGCUCAAGGCGGUCUCAGUCAUCAAGCCCGCGAGUGAGAGUCGUCAAGCUGAAAUCGAAGAGAUGCGCGAAGAGUUCUUUGGCGAGGGCCGCGCCCUGGAGCCGCUGCACUCGCUGUCCAAUGCCGUGCGCGCCGCGAUGCCGGAUGACGGCAUACUGGUGGCAGGCAUGACGCAGGUGGGCUACUACAGCCGCACGCGUUUCCCAGUAUAUGAGCCGAAGACAUACCUGACAUCGUCUUACUUUGGCAACCUAGGCUUCGCGUAUCCAUGCGCGCUGGGUGCGAAGGUCGCCAACCCUGACAAGGCAGUGGUGGCAGUGUCGGGCGAUGGUGGCUUUAUGUACAACGUGCAGGAAUUGGCGACAGCGGUGAUGUACGGCAUCAAUGCGGUGGUCGUGGUGUUCAACGAUAGCGCGUUCGGCAAUGUGAGGCGCGACCAGACGGAUCGCUUCGAGGGGCGUGUAUGGCUCGGAGUUGCACAACCCUGA
This is a messenger RNA of Geodia barretti, 1401 nucleotides long. The record is from the annotation of a GenBank genome assembly. NCBI's taxonomy places the organism in Eukaryota, Metazoa, Porifera, Demospongiae, Tetractinellida, Geodiidae.